AUGACACAGACUUGUGAUCAUAAAGCGUUUCUAGAAGAUCAUUCCAGUUACUACUGUGUCGAAGAACUCGACAACUAUAGUCUUGACGACUCGAACAUCUCUAAAAUCGCAUUCGUUAGCUGGAGCUAUUACUAUAUUAUUACUUGAUCGAAAUUUUAAUCCAUCAUUUUUUUCUUUUUUCUUUUUUUUUUUGGACAUACAGAAGUAUAUAUAUUUCAAUUUCACCAGGAUUUGGAUUAACCUCACAAAUUAUUACAAACGGAAGAGGAAAGAAAGAAAUUUCUGGAAAUUUAAGAAUAACUUCUGCAAUGUUAGGGAUUGGAUUUUUAGAAAUAUAUAUUUCAAUUUCACCAGGAUUUGGAUUAAUCUCACAAAUUAUUACAAACGGAAGAGGAAAGAAAGAAAUUUCUGGAAAUUUGAGAAUAACUUGUGUAAUGUUAGGCAUUGGAUUUUUAGAAGUAUAUAUAUCAAUUUUACCAGGAUUUGGAUUAACCUCACAAAUUAUUACAAAUGGAAGAGGAAAGAAAGAAAUUUCUGGAAAUUUAAGAAUAACUUGUGCAAUGUUAGGGAUUGGAUUUUUAGAAGUAUAUAUAUCAAUUUUACCAGGAUUUGGAUUAAUCUCACAAAUUAUUACAAAUGGAAGAGGAAAGAAAGAAAUUUCUGGAAAUUUGAGAAUAACUUGUGCAAUGUUAGGGAUUGGAUUUUUAGGUGGUUUAGCUACUUAUCACGGAUCAAAAUUGACAGAACAACUUCUACCGAUCGAAAUUUACAUCUGUCGAAGUAUAUAUAUGGAGAAAGUAGGAAGAAAAUUGGCAAAACUGAAUAUGACAAUUCGAUCAUUCGUAUUUCUCGAUUUUCGUGAAAAUGGGAAAAGAAAAUGUUUCGUUUUCGAAACCUUUGGAAACGAAGCAAAACGUAGUUGUGGCCAGCUACGAAUUUCUUCGAACAAUUUCAACAAUUGAUUCAGCAAAUCAAGCAAAUCACUUGUACCCACUUACGUUUUCGAAUAACUUCGCCCUCGAAUAUGACACUACUGAGGAAUAUUUGAAAAGCAAAGAGACCCUGCACGGGCUCUUUUCAAACUGCUGAUGUCAUUACUAUGAUAUGUACAAUGUACAGCAGCAUCGUCAAAGAUUUACAGUUAGUCGUCACUUCGUUUCAGUUUCUUUCUAAAGCUACGAUGAUCGUUUUGGAUAUUUCGCGAAGCUCUCAAAACUCGAUGAAAUGGAAAUCGGCAGCAAGCGGGAACAACAACCAUUCUCUCGCGAACGCUGAACAAUAUAAAAAUUAGACAACGUCUGACUACAAAUAUUUUUCAAAUAUUUUCUCGUGGAAUGUGUACGACAGAUAGAAGCCAUCGAAGUGGAAUCAAAGGUCAUCACAGUGUGCCUGAAAAAUGAAUUACGCAAGCCAACGAAAAUUUACACUUUCUAAACGUGCACUGUACGUACUCUGGCAGAAUCUCAAAGAAUAAUCAUAAUUUAAUUCCCUUUGUAAUAAUAAGUGAUCGAUAUUAAGUCAAAAGCACGUUCGUAACAAAAUAUUUUAUAAAAAAAAUCUUUUUAUUUAUUUGUAAAAUAAAGUAUCAGGUGAUAAAUAAAGGCUUGUUUCGAAUAAGCUAUCGACAAGUAUAUUUAUACAAAUACUAUGAAAAAUAAUGAGAAAGGGAGAUAUUCAAAAAUUGGUUGAAAGAAGAAUUUCUACAGUUGAUCUAAAUUUGAUAUAUAAUUAUGAAGAUAAGUUGAUAAAUAUCUGCAUAGUGUUUGUAACAACAAUUAUACAAUAUUUUUAAGAAAAUUUAUUUUCAAUUUUAAAUCUUUAAAAUUUUAAUUAUAAUUCGUUAAAAAGUAUUUAAACAUUUCAUUAUAAAAGUAUUUAUUUUAAGUUUUAUUAUUAAUUUAAUAUUAUAUAAUUUCAGCUUUAA
This is a messenger RNA of Heterotrigona itama, 1924 nucleotides long. Lineage: Eukaryota; Metazoa; Arthropoda; Insecta; Hymenoptera; Apidae. The record is from the annotation of a GenBank genome assembly.